AAUCGCCCACGGGCAUGUUUGUUUUGACACUUUAGUUUUUAUCGUUUUGAUAUUUAUAUAUGUAUUUGAUUGACAUUUAAAAAAAUUUAGUGAAAUUAAGACGAUUUUUGAGUAGAAAUGCUGGCCGUCGAGUUUGUGGUGCUCUUGGGCGUCCUGAUUUCACCUUUGGCCUCAGCGCAAACCUCUGGUUUUUACUUCGACAACGGCCACCAGCAUGUGCGCGAAAGGCUGCUCAGUGCCGAGGAAAGGGCCAAGAUGCAGCACAAGAUCCUCAACAUUUUGGGCCUUCCGAAGGCACCCCACGGUGCUGAGGUCGUUUCCAACCAUUCCUUGCACCACCCGCACACCAUCGACAAAAAGGCGGCGGCGCCCAAGUUCCUGAUGGACGUGUACCGGAUGCUGCUGGACGAGGAGCAACACCUGAACCACAAAAAGACUGAAUUCGAAAUGACGGACACCGACAUUCAUGCCAUGCACGAGAGCGAUGUCAUCAUGAGCUUCACAAGUCAAGUUCCCCCGACAGUUGCUCUUCGUCACCAGCGUGAUCAGAGAUUGUGGUUCAACGUCUCGCAAGUGCCGUCCGGAGAGUCGAUUGUAGCCUCCGAGCUGAGAGUGAACAAAAGGAAGAUUCCUCUGAAAAACAACAAAUUGGAGAAGUUCACGAUCACCUUGAGUCAGCUUGUCCGGCAAGAGGAUGGGGAAGCAUUAAAGAAAAUUUCUGAAGUGCCAUUUGACAGCUCCAGUGAGGGCUGGAUUUUAUUCAACGUCACUCAGGCACUCUACGAUUGGGUGCACAACGAAAAGUCAAAUCUAGGUCUGAUUAUGACUGUCACACGACUCAGGACAGGUAAAACUGUCAAGGCAGAGGAAGCAGGCGUCGUCACGGCCCAGCUCAAAAAUUCCGAGAAGCAACCUUUUAUGGUAGCUUUUUUCAAGUCUGAAUUUGACCUGACAGAAUCUGCAGUCACCCUGCAGAUUAGAGACGACCUGCCUUUGAAAGUUGCUGACGAAACUGAAAAUGAAAUCGAGGAAUCGACUGGUCCGAGGAGAGCAAAACGCGACACCAAGAAGAAGAAGAAAAGCCCUGAGCAAAGCUCGGCUGGAUCCUUCAAACACCUCGUUUCAGAUUUGUCUCCCACGCUUAGAUCGGAGAAAAGUUGCCAGUUGAGGACAAUGUUUGUCAGUUUUGCCGAUUUAGGAUGGCAGGACUGGAUCAUCGCUCCUGAUGGAUAUGCAGCUUAUUAUUGUUCCGGCGAUUGCUUCUUCCCGCUCACAUCCCACAUGAAUGCCACAAACCAUGCCAUUGUCCAAACGCUGGUGCACCUGUUGAAACCAACCCUCGUGCCCACUCCAUGCUGUGCACCGACUAAACUGGCCGGAAUCUCCGUCCUGUACUACAUGGACACGUCAGCCAACGUAAUUUUGAAGCCAUACAAAAAUAUGGUGGUGAAAGCGUGCGGCUGCCAGUAAUGUAGACUUUUGACUUGUAUCCUGAAUCUUGCCUGCAUUCCUCAAGGCAUUUUAAGUGCAAUAUUCGAGCAGUGCCUUAAUCAUUUUGAUAUUAUAUUUAGAUCUGCAACUUUAUUUAUGCUUGAUUUACAUAUAUUCCUACUUCUUUGUACUUUAGGAGACGUCUACUUAUUAGAUUUUGUAACGAGCCAGUAGGUGAAAAAGUAGGUUUUAAGUUACAGGUGCUAUUAAUGUGGUGGAUGGGUCCAAUCUGUUUAAUUGACAAUAAUUUGUAAUUCCUUUAUUGAUUUUCAUAUAAAUUCCACACAUAUCAGCAAAAGCCAUUUCUUGCUAUGAAUUGUGCCAUAUUUUAGAAAUAAAAAUCUACAACAAAAAGAA
This is a messenger RNA of Neocloeon triangulifer, 1848 nucleotides long. It is a transcript of the gene gbb, whose product is annotated as protein 60A. The record is from RefSeq and is a predicted model, not a curated record. Gene Ontology annotation, biological process: SMAD protein signal transduction. Lineage: Eukaryota; Metazoa; Arthropoda; Insecta; Ephemeroptera; Baetidae. Gene Ontology annotation, molecular function: cytokine activity; growth factor activity. Gene Ontology annotation, cellular component: extracellular region. The transcript is spliced from 7 exons. The coding region runs from base 118 to 1470 and encodes 450 amino acids.